GGUACAUACAUUUUCACAAUGAAAGUGUUGGCCGUAAUUUUUGUUAUAAUAUCCCUAACUGCGGCUAAAAUCACACUUGAUGAUAUUUCAAAGGCUUUUAAAAGCUGUGGUGCGACCUAUGGUGGAUCAAACGAUAUAAGGAAACUUGUAGUUAGCCCAAAUCCUGACAUCAAAACCUUGGGCUUGCAAACGCUGUGUAUCAACAUAAAACUUGGAGUAACCAAUGAAAAUUGUGACGUUGAUAAAACCCUCACUAGGGAGGUUGUAAUGCUUUUUACUGGCAAUAAGAAAACUGCCGACAAAGUUGAUAAGAGAUGCACAAAUCGUAAUGGCGCAACUUCUGAGGAUGCCUGUUUUAAUUAUUGGCGUUGUGCAAGACUUAUUAUCGAUAACGAAAACAAUUAAGUGUAUAACAAAAAAGAAACUAUUUAAUUACUUUAUAAUGAUAAUUAAAAUAUUUUC
Messenger RNA from Diabrotica balteata, 462 nucleotides. The record is from the annotation of a GenBank genome assembly. NCBI's taxonomy places the organism in Eukaryota, Metazoa, Arthropoda, Insecta, Coleoptera, Chrysomelidae.